This is a messenger RNA of Onthophagus taurus, 1719 nucleotides long. RefSeq lists its product as uncharacterized. NCBI's taxonomy places the organism in Eukaryota, Metazoa, Arthropoda, Insecta, Coleoptera, Scarabaeidae. The record is from RefSeq and is a predicted model, not a curated record.
UCGCGGGGCACGUUGUGACUUAAAAACUACAAACGCCGGCACCGUUCCGUUAAAUGCACGUAUUCAAUUUCAGAGACCGCGCGUUUUCAGGCUCUUCAGAUUGAGCUUGAAUCACAUUAAAAAAAUUUUUUUGCAAUGAAGCUUAGUGAUGUGUUGGGUGGUUUUUUGAAUUAAAAUAAAUAAAGUGAUUAUUAAAAUCUAAUUAAUUUCUUAAUCGAUUAAGUUAGUUGGGAUGGUUUGGAAAAUUUUAAUUGGAUUUGAGUUCCUUUUAUAUUUAAUUUUAUGGGUUGAAACUGCUGUUGUACCACCACCAUGGGCAGAUCCAACGAUUAACCCUUGCGCAGCGUUACCUCGAGGUUGGCAACUGCUCUAUUGGCCACCCGAUGGCAAGUGCUAUAAAAUUUUCCAGAUGGGUUAUCCUUGUCCAUCUGACAUGGAAUUAAGUCCAACGCCGAACGUGGCUGGAAAACGAGAAUUUGCCGCAGAAUGUCGAUGCCCUCCGAAAACGGCUCAAUCAGACGAGGAUGGAAGUUGUUACGAGCUUUUCACAGCAGGAAAUUGUCAACGAGGAUAUUAUUUCGCUCCGGACACAAAGGCGAGAAAUGACGGCAACGUGUCGAAGAGGCGAUUUGGUAUUUGCCGAGAAAUCCCCAAAUGCCAAAAUGAAAACGAGAUUUACUGGCCGCAAAACGGGAUAUGUUACGAAAAAUUAACGAGAGGACCAUGCCCCAAAGCUCAACUUUUAACAAUCGACGCAAAAGGAGUUUCGACAUGCCGAUGCGGAAAAGACGACGAUACUUCGGAGUUUAAAUACAAAGACUCGGGAUGCUAUCAACAUUUCACCAGGGGGCCGUGUAAAGAAAAGGGUCAUAUCUUUUUACCUGAAGGAACGUGCGGUUGUUACGACGAUUUACCGCAUUAUCAUGAUGUUACGCAACAAUGUUUCGAAAUCGGCUCCAUAGGUCCUUGUUCAAAAGGCGAACAAUACCAAUUAGAUUCAACAAAACAAAAAGCAACAUGCCUCUGCAAAAAAGAAUACGUUCGUUACACCCAAAAUUCAAGAUGUUAUCGUCCUUACACUCAAGGACCAUGUCCAUCGGGACAAAUGUUAAUAAAUUCAACAACGUGCGAAAUUCAACCUUGCAAAAAAGGCGAACUUUACUUCCCCGAAGAUAAACGUUGUUAUCGCAUAGGAAGACGCGGUCCGUGCCGUUUAGGGGAAGUUUUAACGUUUGAUUUUGAAACGCGACCAUCGUUAGAUGGAAAUUCUUAUAACGGAGUGUGUCAGUGCGCGAGAACGAAUACUUGCGAUGAAAAUGCAAUUGAAAAGGACAAAUUGGAGUGUGAAAAUCAUCAAGCGCGGUUUGAAAACGUUUGUUACAAAUUGUACACGCAAGGACCGUGCGUUAAAGGAGCGUGGUUAGCGCCGAAAAGACGCCCUCGUGACGGUUUAUGGGGGGAUGAAGAUGAAGAGAAUGAAGAAAAUACGGGGUUUUGUGAAUGUAUGCCGGGGUAUACCAGCACAAUUCGUAUGGUUAGAAAUAAAAUUGUUGUUGACUGUUUAUCACCGACUGUGAUUUUAGCUGAUUAUUUAAAUAAGAAUUUUUUAUCGUUGAAUGAUACCGACAAUGAUGAAGAUAGUGCAAUAAAUUAAUUUAAAAAAAUUAUUAAUAGUGUUUAAAAAAAUUUGAAGUAAUAUGUAAAUAAAACAUUUUGUAC